AAAGUGUUCCGUAAAAUAUAUGCACUUCAGAAUCGCGUGAAGAACGCUCGUUGAUUGUGCUGCAUUUAUAGCUUGGAGUUGAUGUUAAACAGUGGAAUAAUCAGUGCAGCCAACAUGCGAACAAAUAUAGUGCCAGAGAACAAUGUGGGAACUAUUUCGCGUACGUGCGACACUCUGAAACCACUUCAUCGUUUACUUAAAUUAUUCUCACUAAACUGUAACACGAACAAACAGAUCAACAAGCCGACUUAUUACUUCUGCAAGAGUUUGCUAAUGGCAAUUAUUCUCGGAUCAUUAACAAUUUCUUCAUUGUAUUGGAAGAUUACCAAGUUAUACAGCGAAAUUAAUAUUUCUAUCAAAAUUACCGAUGUCAUCCAAAUGAUAUACGACUUAUGCCAAUAUUUAGUUGAUAUAUCUUUUGUAUUGGUCUACGGAAGAGACAUCAGCUUUGAAUAUUUCAAACAGUAUGCUAGAAUUGAUAAUAUUAUUACUAUGAAAUAUUAUUCAGAAAUAAAAUUAAGAAUUGUUAAAAUGAUUGCGUUUUUCGUCUUGAUUUGGGCGACGAGUAGUGUUUGUGAUUUUACUGCAUGGGUUUUUACUUUCGGAUGGCUGGCACCAUUUGUUUAUGCCAUUGCCUACGUUUACUUACUUAUAAAGAUCUUGACUACACUAGAUCUCAUUUCUCAAGUUAUGCAGAUCGAAUGUCGUUUACGAUGUCUCGGCGAUUUACUUUUAGCCUAUUAUUGUGGAGAAAGCAAAGAACAGGGUUUCAUUGAAGAUUGCGCGUUUAAAUAUAAUUGGUUUUACCCUAAUAAAAAAGUGGAUAAAGACUUUUUUCCUCGUCUAAAGAAAGUGGGAUCAAAUAUAACAGAUGAAAUAAAAUUGCUUGGAAAAUAUUAUCUGUUGCUAAUUGAGCAAUGUGCAUUUAUCAACAAAUUGUAUGGAAUGCGGGGAAGCAAGCGUUUCUGGGCUUUUAAUCAUGUCACAAUGGAAGCAAAAAUUUUAAUUUUCUUAAGAAUAUGA
Papilio polytes (common Mormon) is the source of this 1023-nucleotide messenger RNA. RefSeq lists its product as uncharacterized. The record is from RefSeq and is a predicted model, not a curated record. The transcript has a single exon. The coding region runs from base 82 to 1023 and encodes 313 amino acids. NCBI's taxonomy places the organism in Eukaryota, Metazoa, Arthropoda, Insecta, Lepidoptera, Papilionidae.